Molecule: messenger RNA, 1059 nt
Organism: Mesocricetus auratus (golden hamster)
Lineage: Eukaryota; Metazoa; Chordata; Mammalia; Rodentia; Cricetidae
Product: zinc finger protein 664-like
Exons: 1
Coding region: 1-1059 (352 amino acids)
Biological process (GO): regulation of transcription by RNA polymerase II
Cellular component (GO): nucleus
Molecular function (GO): RNA polymerase II transcription regulatory region sequence-specific DNA binding; DNA-binding transcription factor activity, RNA polymerase II-specific
Source: RefSeq, a predicted model, not a curated record
AUGCAUCAUGAGUGUGAUAUAAACCAGGAACCGAUUACAGAGAAUAUCAUCAAUAAAGACAUGGAUCCUGGAGAAAGAGGAUGUGAAAGCCCACUGCAUGUAAGAAACAUCAUUGGUCAUUCAUCCUCACAUGGCUAUCUCAGAGACCAAACCACAGGGACACCGUCUGUAUGGAAGAAAGCUAUGGCAAAAGCUUUUAUACGUCAGGAACAUUGGAAAAAUACCCAUCAUUCUGGAGUACUUGAAACUUCUCAGGAGAAACCCUGUGAGAGUCAAGAAUAUAAUGAACCCUGUGGGAGUCUCAGUUUGGAUCAGCCUCAGGAGGGAACUCACACUGGAGUUACACUCAAUGACAAUGACUUAAGGGGACACACACAUGUUCAGAACGAUGAAGGAAUCCAUAAAGAAGUGAAACAGUUUGUAUGUAAGCUCUGUGAUGAAUCCUUCAUUGAUUCCAGUGACCUAAACAACCAUGAAAAAAGUCAUAUUGGACAGGAAAGGUACAGUGGUAGGCAGUGUGGCAAAACAUUUAAAAAUGCAAAACGUACAAAAGGGAGGAUUUAUACUUGUAAGAAUUGUCAAAAAACUUUUACAUCCUCCACUGUUCUGAAGAAACAUAUAAGGAUUCACACUGGAGAGAAGCCUUAUGUUUGUAAGCAUUGUGGAAAAGCAUUUACCACCUCCAGUAAUAUGACUGUUCAUGAAAGGAUUCACACUGGAGUGAAGCCUUAUGCUUGUAAACAUUGCGGAAAAGCCUUCAGCCAGUCCAAUAAUCAUAAGACUCAUGAAAGGACUCACACUGGAGAGAAGCCUUAUACUUGUAGGCAUUGUGGAAAAGCCUUCGGUGACCUCAGUAGUCAUAAGGGUCAUGAAAGAAGGCACACUGUAGAGAAGCCUCAUGUUUGUAAGCAUUGUGGAAAAGCCUUCAUCCUGCCCAAUAGUCUUAAGCUACAUGAAAGGGUUCACACUGGAGAGAAGCCUUAUUCAUGCAGGCAUUGUGGGAAAGCCUUCAGCAUGUCCUAUUAUCAUAAGAAACAUGAAAGGAAUCAUACUAGAUAG